Fusarium vanettenii 77-13-4 is the source of this 921-nucleotide messenger RNA. RefSeq lists its product as uncharacterized. The record is from RefSeq and is a predicted model, not a curated record. The transcript is spliced from 9 exons. The coding region runs from base 1 to 921 and encodes 306 amino acids. Lineage: Eukaryota; Fungi; Ascomycota; Sordariomycetes; Hypocreales; Nectriaceae.
AUGUCUAGUAGUGCCGCUCCCGCCUCUGGACCAGCUGAAACCGAAGCUGCCGGCGUCACUGAGCCGGUUGCUGCGGCUACUGGCCAGCCUCCGGCUGUGAGCACCGAAGAUCGAGACUCUGGUCAGGAUGAUGACGAGUUGGCUGAGUCAACCACAUCGAUAAGCGAUAGUGUUCUCCAGUAUCGAACCAUCCAUGGCCGGACGUAUCACAGCGAAAGAGGGAACGCCCAGUACUGGGGUUCGAACGAUGAGCAACAGAAUGAGUCUAUGGGUAUCAACCAUCAUCUUCUCACUCUCGCUAUUGGCGACAAGCUUCAUCUAGCGCCACUCAAAAAGGAUAUCGAGAAUGCGGUUGAUAUCGGCACUGGGACAGGUAUCUGGGCUAUCGACUUUGCAGAUGAGCAUCCUGGAUGCAAAGUAAUCGGCACCGAUAUAUCACCUAUUCAACCAGGUUGGGUGCCGCCCAACUUGGAGUUACCGGGAGGAUACAUCGAGAGCCUAGAAUCAGCACCAUGGCUAGAGAGUGACGACGGCACCGUCACAGAUAAGACGGCUAUGUGUCAAUGGGGGAAGCUCUUUGUUCAAGGUGGUCUCAAAAUCGGUCGUUCAUUCACUUUAGUGGACGACGAGGAGCAACGGAAGGGGAUGAAAGCCGCUGGUUUCGUCGACAUUCAAGAGUUCAACAUCAAGGUUCCUCUUGGAGACUGGCCCAAAGACCCGAAGUUGAAAGAAAUGGGCCGAUUCUCACGAGCCACUUUAGAGCAAGACACCGAAGGUUACGUCCUCUAUAUGGCUACUUCGGAAGGUUGGUCGAGAGAGGAAGUCUCAGUCUACGCUGCGAGGCUGCGGCGUGAAAUGCGAAACAGCAAGAUUCACGCCUAUUUCCGCAUGAAGGUGGUCUGGGGUAAAAAGCCCGAAUAG